AUGAAGUCGUCUCUGUUCCUCGCGGCCGCCAGCGCCAUGCUGGCCACGGCCAGUCCCCUUGGAAAGCGCGCCAUGCACACCGACUGGGUUUAUGAGGUUGUCACCGUGACGGUCACCGCCGGCGCCCAAGCUGCUGCCGUUCCCACGGGCGUCUUCGUGGAGCACAAGCACACUCCCAAGCCCAAGCCCACGCCAACUUACGUCCCUCCCCCUCCCCCGCCCGUCAGCAAGCCCCAGACCACGACCCAGGCACCCCCUCCCCCUCCCCCUCAGACGACGACCAGCGUUGCCCCCAAGCAGCCUGCCCCUGAGCCUAAGCCUACGACUUCUGCCGCGCCGGCUCCGGCUCCGGCCCCUCCCAGCGACGGCAGCUACGAGUCGACCAUGCUUUACCGCCACAACAUUCACCGCAGCAACCACUCUGCCGGUGAUCUGACCUGGGACUCCACGCUUGCUCAAUACGCUGAGAACACGGCCAAGACCUGCGUCUUCGAGCAUGACAUGAACCAGGGCAGCGGCGGCUACGGCCAGAACCUUGCCUCUUGGGGAACCAGCGGCGCCCUUACCGACGACUCCAGGAUCAAGGCUGCCGCGGGUGGCGUGUCCAACCAGUGGUACAACAGCGAGAUGCUCAACUGGCAGUUCUAUGGCCUGGACAACCCUCCCUCAAGCUCCAGCCUCUACGAUUGGGGCCACUUCACCCAGGUUGUCUGGAAGGACGUUACCAAGGUUGGCUGUGCUACGGUCAAGUGUGCUUCCGGCACCGUUCUCAGCAUGAACUCGUGGUACACUGUCUGCAACUACAACCCCCCUGGCAACUACGGCGGCCAGUAUGGCAAGAACGUCCUCAAGCCUCUGGGCCACAGCAUCUCCAGCGUCAGCAUGUAA
This is a messenger RNA of Purpureocillium lilacinum, 888 nucleotides long. RefSeq lists its product as uncharacterized. Lineage: Eukaryota; Fungi; Ascomycota; Sordariomycetes; Hypocreales; Ophiocordycipitaceae. The record is from RefSeq and is a predicted model, not a curated record.